Molecule: messenger RNA, 312 nt
Organism: Dibothriocephalus latus
Lineage: Eukaryota; Metazoa; Platyhelminthes; Cestoda; Diphyllobothriidea; Diphyllobothriidae
Source: the annotation of a GenBank genome assembly
AUGGGGCAUCCCGUAACAGUGUUCGACGCCUUCAGCAGCCAGUUUAAGUACAUCUUCGGCGUUCGCUCACUCAAUUUUCUGGGUCACCUGGUCGACACCAACAGCAUCCAUCCUCUCUCUUCAAAAACUGCAACGAUUUUAGACAGGGUGAACGUCUACAGUCGGGUCUUCCCUAACUGUGCCGACACCAUUUUCCUGCUGAAGGCUCUCUUCUCGGGUGCCAAAUGGUCUUCCGAGCUAUCCGCAGACACCCUUGCUGUUUUUGGGAAGACCAAGAUUGCCCCGACCGAUACCACACUCCUGAGGCAUUAA